Molecule: messenger RNA, 1906 nt
Organism: Dipodomys ordii (Ord's kangaroo rat)
Lineage: Eukaryota; Metazoa; Chordata; Mammalia; Rodentia; Heteromyidae
Gene: Ssc4d
Product: scavenger receptor cysteine rich family, 4 domains
Exons: 12
Coding region: 212-1906 (564 amino acids)
Cellular component (GO): membrane
Source: RefSeq, a predicted model, not a curated record
CCCACCAGCCAUCUCCAUGGACCUUGUCUAUGCCCCCCUUCCAGCUUUGGAAAGACACGGAGAGAGGUCUGCAUUGAUUUACACUUGGGGGGGUCCUUCCCCUCCUAAACUGUCCAAGGUAAGGAGCUUGGAUUGACUGGAGAAGAAUAGAAGGAGCCCAGAACAAUACACCCCCAAGAUGUUCCAGCUGUGACUUUUUCCCAGCCUCUUGAUGGGACCACUUGAAAGACCAUCCACCAGCUGGGUGCAGCAGGAAGCUGAAAUGUCCUUCGGUCCACAGCUGGAUGAGAGGAGUGGAGGGUGGAGGCCUGGGAAUGAGAGCGCUGCCCCUCCACCUCUGCCACCUCUUCCCCUCUCCCCAGCUCUGUCCUUCCUCUUCUUCCUGCCUCUGGCCAGUGCCCUCCAGACCAGUCUACUGUCCUUUCCAGAGUUGAGGCUGGUGGGGGGCCCGAGCCGCUGUCGGGGGCGCCUGGAGGUCCUGCAUGGAGGUUCUUGGGGCAGCGUCUGCGACGACGAUUGGGAUGUGGUGGAUGCCAAUGUGGUGUGCCGUCAGCUGGGCUGUGGUCUGGCACUGCCCGUGCCUCGCCCCCUCGCCUUCGGCCAGGGCUGGGGCCCCAUCCUUCUGGACAACGUGGAGUGCCGCGGGCAGGAAGCUGCGCUGAGCGAGUGUGGCAGCCGAGGCUGGGGCAUCCACAAUUGUUUCCACUAUGAAGACGUGGCCGUCCUGUGCGAUGAAUUCUUGUCCACCCAGCCGCCAAUGAGGAAGGCAUUAACCAGUAGCACGCCCACUACAGCUCCUCAGAACGGGAAAGGGGAGGGCAGCGUGCGCCUGGUGGGGGGCGCCGGCCCAUGCCAGGGAAGAGUGGAGAUCCUGCACGGCGGCCUGUGGGGCACCGUGUGUGAUGACGACUGGGGACUGCCGGAUGCCGCCGUGGUCUGCCGCCAGCUGGGCUGCGGGGCGGCCUUGGCUGCCACCACCAACGCCUUCUUCGGCUACGGCACGGGGCACAUCCUGCUGGACAACGUGCACUGCGAGGGUGGUGAGCCCCGCCUGGCUGCCUGCCUGAGCCUGGGCUGGGGCGUGCACAACUGUGGCCACCACGAGGAUCUUCAGACUACCCGUGUUGGUGCCCAGCCUUCAGGGGAAACGGUACUGCUGACCACAGCCGCCUGGGCCUCGGGGAAAAAAAGCGGGCGGCUGCGGCUGGUGGGCGGCCCAGGCCCGUGCCGCGGCCGCGUGGAGGUGCUGUACGCCGGGGCCUGGGGCACCGUGUGCGACGAUGACUGGGACUUCUCGGAUGCGCGUGUGGCCUGCCGCGAGGCGGGCUGCGGGCCCGCGCUGGGCGCCACCGGCCUCGGUCACUUCGGCUAUGGCCGUGGCCCAGUGCUGCUGGACAACGUGGGCUGCACGGGCACCGAGGCCCGCCUGAGCGACUGCUUCCACCUGGGCUGGGGCCAGCACAACUGCGGUCACCACGAGGACGCGGGGGCGCUCUGCGCAGGCCCAGAGGACCUGGGACUGCAAGCCCCACAGGAUGGCUCUGAGACCACCCGGGUGCCCACUCCUCGGCCUAGGGACGGCGGCAACCUGCGGCGAAACGAACUACAACUCCCAGGGGCCCACACGCCAGAGAACAGCGAGCGAAGUGUGUGGGGAGGGGACAUGAAGAAAACGCCUCCAAACCGCGCCUACUGGGGUGCGGAAGCUGAAGCCCGGGCAGGGCGGGCCGGGCGAGCCCUGGGCGGGCCGGGGCGGGGCGCUGACGUCACGCGGAGUGGGCGGGACCGCAGGGGGUUGUCCGCCCGCGGCACGCACAGCCGCCGCAGCCGCCUCGCGCCCGGUCCCGCGGUCGCAGCUCCCGCCACCUCCUCUGCGCCGCCGCCGCCUCAGCAGCUCGCUUCGUGA